Messenger RNA from Camelus dromedarius (Arabian camel), 1073 nucleotides. RefSeq names its product mitochondrial ribosomal protein L16 (gene MRPL16). The record is from RefSeq and is a predicted model, not a curated record. Gene Ontology annotation, cellular component: mitochondrial large ribosomal subunit; ribosome. The transcript is spliced from 4 exons. Gene Ontology annotation, biological process: mitochondrial translation. NCBI's taxonomy places the organism in Eukaryota, Metazoa, Chordata, Mammalia, Artiodactyla, Camelidae. Bases 129 to 884 code for a protein of 251 amino acids. Gene Ontology annotation, molecular function: structural constituent of ribosome; rRNA binding.
GGCCUGACCGAGCGGCUGCUGAAGCCGGUUUCGGGGUGGUUCCGGCACGCAGCGCUCGCUCCCUUCCCGGGUCGAGGUGUCCGCUGCGGUCGCCGUAGGGAGCCCCGCGCGGCCGCACGCGCGUGACCAUGUGGCGGCUGCUGGCUCGCGCCGGCGCGCCCCUCCUGCGAGCACCCUUGUCAGAUUGUUGGGCAGCCCCGCCCGCCAGUGCUGGCCUAAAGACGCUGCUCCCGGUGCCAACUUUUGAAGAUGUUUCCAUUCCUGAAAAGCCCAAGCUUAGAUUUGUUGAAAGGGUCCCACUUGUGCCAAAAGUGAGAAGAGAACGUAAGAACUUGAGUGACAUACGGGGACCUUCCACCGAAGCCACCGAGUUCACAGAAGGCAAUUUUGCGAUCUUGGCACUGGGCGGUGGGUACCUCCACUGGGGCCAUUUUGAAAUGAUACGCCUGACAGUCAACCGCGGCAUGGACCCCAAGAACAUGUUUGCCUUGUGGCGAGUGCCAGCCCCCUUCAAGCCCAUCACCCGCAAGGGUAUGGGGCAGCGCAUGGGGGGCGGCAAAGGCGCCAUCGAUCACUACGUGACUCCCGUGAAGGCGGGCCGCCUCAUAGUAGAGGUGGGUGGCCGCUGCGAAUUCCAGGAGGUGCAAGGCUUCCUCGACCAGGUCGCCCACAAGCUGCCCUUCUCAGCGAAGGCCGUGAGCCGUGAGACUCUGGAGAAGAUGCGGAAGGAUCAAGAGGAACGGGAACGGAACAACCAGAACCCCUGGACCUUCGAGCGCGUCGCCACGGCCAACAUGCUGGGGAUACGGAGAGUGCUGAGCGCUUACGACCUGACCCACAAGGGGCGGUACUGGGGCAAGUUCUACAUGCCCGAACGCGUGUAGCCCGGACGUGAGGCGUCUUCGUCUUUCCUCCCCAGGGCCAGUCCCUGCAGUCUUUGGGUAGCUCCCAUGUCGCAACCAUGGAGAAGCAUACGGGUUUUCUGAAAAAUAUCACCUUAUACUAUGUGUUGAUUUUUUUCUUAAGUGAAUUAUAUUUAUAUAAUAAAUAAAUGAGCAUCGCCUCAGGAUGUA